AUGGCCUAUGUUUACUCGGACAACUCUGAGCGCAACGGUGUGGGUGAGGAGGAAGUCAAGGAGGGAGAAGAGGAUACAGGCAUUAAUCAGGAGGUCAAAGAUUCGGCUCCCCUGGCUACGCUCGCACCUAUUGCUGUCGACCUUCUCCGAUCAAGGCUCCGAAGGAUGUCUAGACUCCUAACCCUGAAAAGGCUGCCAAGACUCUUGCCGUCGAGAGUCCCUCUACCCAGAUUGCGAUUUUUGAAACAAAAGAUAGUAAAUGAUGAACAAGAUAUUAAUAGACAAAGAAUGACAAACAAAUUGUAUCGUCAGAAAGAAGAGAUGGCUUUGCAAUCUUUUACAGAUCAUAUGAUGAAACUUUGGGAUGGAUGGGAAACUCGAGUGUUGGUUUUAUUGAGCCUUUUUGUACAAAUCAUCCUCAUCAUAUUCGGUUCUCAAAGAAAAUAUACUAGAAGAAUUUGGAUCAAUCUCCUUGUUUGGUUAGCAUACUUGACAGCAGACAUGAUGGCAACAGUAGCUCUCGGUUGUCUUGCUCGCAGCCGACGAGAUUGUGCAGCUGAUAAAGUUUUAAAGCUCCAAGCAUUUUGGGCACCUUUCCUUCUACUGCACCUUGGUGGCCCCGAUACUAUCACAGCUUACUCCUUAAAUGAUAAUGAAUUUUGGCUAAGGCACUUUCUUCAAUUUGUGUUCCAAGUUGGAGUAGCAUUUUAUGUCUUUAUACCAUCCUGGAGAAACAAAGAUGCCUUCAUAUUUAUAGCCAUUCCAGUGUUUAUCGCUGGAAUAAUUAAGUAUGGAGAGCGAAUUUUGGUGCACUCUUCAAGCUCCAAGCAAUUUAAAGAUUCCUUGCGUUCACCUCCUGAUAUUUCUCAUGAUCCUGUAAACCUAGAAAAUCAUAAGGAAAAAGAAGGGUCUGAAAAGAAAUCAACUGAAGAGGUAAAUAAUUACCUCGUUGAAGCUGUUUCCUCGUUCAAAAAAUUCAGGUGUCUCUAUGCCGACUUAAUUCUCGAUCAUGAUGAAAGGAAAGGAAGUUGCUCUCUUUUCAGCCAGAAGUCAGCAAAAGAAGCCUUCAAAUUGAUAGCGGUUGAGCUUGGAUUCAUGUAUGAUGUGCUCUACACAAAGACGACCACAAUUUAUUCGGAUUCGGUUUAUGCAUUCAUUGUACUUCUUUUCUCUGAUUGGACAAAACUUUGGUUGACGAAGCGUAAUUAUAUGUCCAUUGAUACAUGUUCUUUUGGUUUACUCUCCAACGACAACAGAAGGUGGUCAGGAUCCAUGGGUCAGUACAAUCUAUUAAGUUCUUCUCUUUCAGAGAACAAAUCAGCCACAUCGUUGAUCGUUGGAGUUCAGAAGCUAUUUGGAAUCAAAGAAUUGAUAGAAAAGUAUAAAUAUUUGACUUGGAAAGAAGUGGAUGAUGGUUUGUUAGAAGCGAUCUUUAUCCAACUCCUUGAGAAAAGCCAAGAACUUAAAGGGGAUCUUUUUGAUAUCAAGCAAUGCAAAGAAUUGUUAGGUCGGAGAGGAGAUUAUGUGCUUAGCAAAAGGUCUUUUAGUAAUGAAUUUCGUUGGAGCACAAUUGAGGUGGAAUUUGAUUACAGUCUUCUUCUUUGGCACAUCGCUACUGAUCUUUGUUAUUAUCAUGAUUUCUAUAACCUUGAAGAGGGUCGUGAACUUCCACCAGAAUGCAAAAUUAGUAAAUGGUUAUCAGAUUAUUUGUUGUAUCUUUUAGUCAUAUAUUCAACCAUGUUGCCCAAAGGGAUUGGUGAGAUGAGAUAUAAAGACACCUGCCUAGAAGUCAGAUUUUUGAGAGAAAAAAAGGUUGGUUCAUCCACUGAAAUCAGUAAAGUUUACAAGGCUUUACUUGAUGAAUCAGCACUGGAUCAACACAUUCAGAAUAAAGGAAGUUCUCUGUCGGUGUUAGUUCAUGGAUGUAUGCUCGCCAAGCAAUUGCAGGGUUUGAACAUCUUAGUAGAUGAUAGUGGGAGGAACCGUAAAUGGGAGGUGAUAAGUGAAGUGUGGAUGGAAAUGUUGGGACAUGCUGCAAAUCAUUGUGGAUGGAAAGAGCAUGGAGAACAACUUAUGAAUGGUGGAGAGUUACUUACGUAUGUCUUCUCAUGGCACAUCUUGGCUAAAGUGAACAAUAUCAAAUCCAAAAGCAACCCAUCCACCAGCAUUGGAGAACUAGGCUUUUUGUAG
This is a messenger RNA of Pistacia vera, 2190 nucleotides long. RefSeq lists its product as uncharacterized. Lineage: Eukaryota; Viridiplantae; Streptophyta; Magnoliopsida; Sapindales; Anacardiaceae. The transcript has 4 exons. The record is from RefSeq and is a predicted model, not a curated record. Bases 1 to 2190 code for a protein of 729 amino acids.